This is a messenger RNA of Miscanthus lutarioriparius, 762 nucleotides long. Lineage: Eukaryota; Viridiplantae; Streptophyta; Magnoliopsida; Poales; Poaceae. The record is from the annotation of a GenBank genome assembly.
AUGCUAGAGUCUGGGAGACGAAGGCUUCUCCUUCUGUGCGCAAGCUUUGUGCUUCUUUCACUUCUUGGACCAUCCAAUGGCGCAUCGAAUUCCACGGAGAAUCUCAGUGAGAGCCGCAACAAGACCAGUCAUACUUUGGAGAUGACACCAAAAGUAUCAUUUCAGCUCAAGCUACACGCAUUGUUCCACUGGUCUUCGUUUGGUUUCUUGAUGCCUCUAGGAAUAAUACUAGUCAGAAUGUCAAGCAAAUGUCAUAAUGGCAGAUGCAUCAGAGCCCUCUUCUACUGUCAUGCCAUUUCGCAGACUGUGGCUGUCCUCCUUGCUACCGGCGGCGCUGUUCUGUCGUUGAUGAACUUCGAAAACUCCUUCAGUAACAGUCACCAAAGAGUAGGGUUGGCACUAUAUGGAGUCAUGUGGCUUCAGCCAAUUAUCGGUUUCUUCAGGCCAGAAAGAGGCGUUAAGGUGAGAAGCCUAUGGUAUUUCCUCCACUGGCUCCUCGGAAUCGCAAUCUGCGCCACGGGGAUCGUGAAUGUCUACAUUGGCCUCCGCACCUACCAUGAGAGGACCACCAAGAGCGUGAGGCUCUGGACCGGCCUACUCACCGUUGAGAUCACCUUCCUGGCUUUCUUCUACCUCAUGAUAGACAGAUGGAGCUACAUGAUGAAGCAAGGCCACGUCACUGUUGAGCAGCUAAGGCCAACUGAUAAUCGCAGAACCUAUCCGACCACUCUUCGGAAGGAGCUGGCUCUGGUGCAGGAGUGA